AAAAGAAAAUUUUGAAAAAAAAAAAUGAUGAUCACAGCAAGCUGGGCAACCGCACGGCUCUGCCUCUGCAGGAUAUCAUGAACCCUCAACCACCUAACAAAAUCCAGAGGUUGAACUUCAACGAACUCUGAUUGGAAGUUCCACCGCAAAAACUAUUAGCUCUCUUCUUCGUUGCUAAGUUUUCUUCCCUCGUAUCCAUAAAAUUGCUUCGUAUCAAUCUCUGCAAUUCUGGAAGAAGAAGAGGAACAAGCUUUCUAAUUAUGGGGCAAAGCCUUGAUUCAAUGAGCCAAAAUCAAUCCAAAGAAGAGCUGCUUUAUCAGCUUCUUAAUUCUGGGAAUGUGGAGGCCAUUAAAGCUCUUUGCAGAGAAGGUGCUAAUCUUGAGUGGAUUGACAAAGACGGGAAAACUCCUCUCAUUGUGGCUUGCAUGGAUUCUGGGUUGUUCAAUGUUGCAAAAACUUUGAUUGAAAUGGGAGCCAAUGUCAAUGCUUAUCGCCCUGGGCGUCAUGCGGGUACUCCUUUACAUCACGCAGCAAAAAGAGGCCUAAAGGACACUGUUGUAUUGCUUCUUUCCAGUGGUGCAAAUGCUUUGGUGAGGAAUGAUGAUUGCCACACUGCAUUGGAUGUUGCAAGAAUAAAGGGGCAUACCAAUGUUGUCCGUGCUAUUGAGAAUCGUAUUUGCUAUUUCUCUGGAUGGCUACGGGAGUUUCAUGGUCCAGGCUUUCUCAAAGCAUUAACUCCUCAAUUAUUAUCAAGAAAAAUCUGGGUUGUCGUUACACCUUGUGGCUCCAGUAAUUCCAUGAAGCCCCUCAGGCUGGAGCUUGCCAUUUAUUCUGCUUUGCAGGAUGCUCAACCUCACACAGUCAUUGCUCUUUGGAAGGCAAAAAUUGAGGAACCCAAAUUUCAUAAGUCAGAUCCAGGGCUUGCCAUAUUUGAUCAUUCUACAAAAAAUCAAUACAAAUUUUUCUCAUCCAAUGAGGGUGACAAACGGCAGUUUUACAAGUUCUAUGAUGCAUGCAGAGGAAUUCCUCAGGUUGUGCCUCCGCCAACUCACCAUGAUAAUGAUCCAGUGAGUAGACAACAAGAAUCUGCAGAAGCUCUCGACUUGGCAAUGGCAUUAAGUGCUUCCAUUCAGUCUGCAACGGAGGAAAGGCCACCGCUUAAUCCUCAGCAGAUUUCUGGAACAAGUAAUGCAAAUGGCUGGGAACGUUCUCAACAUGGUGAGAGUCACAAUGGAUGGAGCACAGCUGUUGCAUCUGCACAAUCAGAGGCAAGCAGCAGUGGAUGGACAGACAAGGAAGAAAAAGAAGACUACAAGGGAUGGGGUGUGCCUAUUUCUGGUCCACUCGGUAAUCAAGGUCAUGUAGGAAUCCAUGGUAAUGCUACCCCUGUAGUUCAAACAAGUGGUGGUAUCACAACCUCAGUUUCAUCAGCUCCAUCGGCUCCCCCAAUUCCUGAUGAGGUUUUAAGUGAAGGACCAAUCCACUAUCCAGUAGUUGAUUUUAGCCCAGUGGAUUCAUUAGUUCCUCCUGUAGAGCAUGGAACUUCUGCAACAAGUGAUGUGAAUGAUGGAGGUGGCUCUUCAUCAUGUAUAAUAUGUUGGGAAGCUCCCGUAGAAGGCGCAUGCAUUCCUUGUGGUCACAUGGCUGGUUGCAUGGCUUGUUUGAGUGAGAUCAAAGGCAAGAAAGGGGUUUGCCCCGUUUGCAGAACAAAAAUAAACCAGAUUAUCAGGCUGUAUGCUGUCUGAAAGGUGAACCUGAUUCUUCUGGAUCUAUGAUUGGAUUGUGAAACAUUUUUUCACUUAUGGCGUGUUAUUUGUAUAUUCUUUAUGUUUGUAUGGCUUGCCAAACAUUUCUUAAAGAAUUUGACGCAACAUAAUAAAUGUUCACAAGAGCUUCUCAGAA
Molecule: messenger RNA, 1902 nt
Organism: Manihot esculenta (cassava)
Lineage: Eukaryota; Viridiplantae; Streptophyta; Magnoliopsida; Malpighiales; Euphorbiaceae
Product: putative E3 ubiquitin-protein ligase XBAT34
Exons: 9
Coding region: 261-1745 (494 amino acids)
Molecular function (GO): protein binding
Source: RefSeq, a predicted model, not a curated record